Messenger RNA from Saccharomyces cerevisiae S288C, 1092 nucleotides. It is a transcript of the gene MAK32, whose product is annotated as Mak32p. The transcript has a single exon. The coding region runs from base 1 to 1092 and encodes 363 amino acids. Lineage: Eukaryota; Fungi; Ascomycota; Saccharomycetes; Saccharomycetales; Saccharomycetaceae. The record is from RefSeq and is marked reviewed.
AUGAUGAAUGAAGAGGAUUCUACAGAAACGAAAAGCCUAGUCAUAACUAAUGGCAUGUUUAUCAUAGACGACAUCGAGCGUAGUAAAUAUAAUAUUCACUAUAAGAAUGUCCCAGGAGGCGGAGGGACUUUUGCCAUUUUGGGUGCAUGCAUAAUAUCUUCCGGCAAUGUCACAUCCAAAGGUUUGAAGUGGAUAGUGGACAGAGGCUCUGACUUUCCAAAGGAAGUUAUAAGGGAAAUAGACUCAUGGGGUACUGAUGUGAGGUUUCGAGAUGACUUUAGCAGAUUAACUACCAAAGGGUUGAAUUAUUACGAGGGAAGUGAUGAUUUGAGAAAGUUCAAGUUUUUGACGCCGAAGAAGCAGAUUAACGUCGAUGACUGGAUUUCCACAUUUGGGCAGAAGAUAAUUGAUGAAAUGCAUGCGUUUCAUUUGCUAUGUUCUGGGUCUAGAUGCUUAGACAUAAUAAACGAUCUGCUACGGGUGAAAAGUUCAAAGGGCACAAAACCAAUCGUGAUUUGGGAGCCAUUCCCAGAUCUUUGCGACUUUGAUCAUCAAAAUGACAUUAAAAGUGUAAUGCAGAGGAACGAUGUUACGGUAAUAUUAUCUCCAAAUGCCGAAGAAUCAAGUCGCUUAUUUGGUUUAAGUAGCAAGGAACCGACUAGUUUGGAAGAAUGUCUAGCAUUAGCGCAUCGUUUCGAUGAUUUCAUGGAUGAAAACAAUAUGUGUAUUCUACGAUGCGGUGCCCUCGGAAGCAUAUCGGUAAGUGAGAAGUUUAAGAACGGACGAACCUAUGACCAUUUCCCCGCCUACCAUUUCAAAACUCAGUCUAAAGUACUAGAUCCUACUGGCGGGGGAAACUCGUUCCUUGGCGGCUUUGCAGUUUCUUAUGCCCUAACGAAAAGCUUAGAUAUUGCUAGUAUAUGUGGGAACAUCGCUGCAGGCGCAAUAAUUGAACAAUUCGGAAUACCGAGGUACGAUCCAAUUGCUAAAACCUGGAACGGAAUCACAUUCUUGGAUAGACUGAAAUUUUACCUUUCACAGUCCGGUCUUCAAUAUAAUAUAAACGAUCUUUACAAAAGUCUAACACGAUGA